This is a messenger RNA of Grammomys surdaster, 4012 nucleotides long. RefSeq lists its product as uncharacterized. The coding region runs from base 6 to 3659 and encodes 1217 amino acids. The record is from RefSeq and is a predicted model, not a curated record. The transcript has a single exon. NCBI's taxonomy places the organism in Eukaryota, Metazoa, Chordata, Mammalia, Rodentia, Muridae.
GGACUAUGGAAGACACCAAGAAGGUGGGGGGCCCUGAUCCAUCGGGCCCCCAGGGCCAUCCACUGCCUGGCAGCCAGCAGCUAAGGGGUGGUUUCAAAGGGUCCCAGGGACCAUGGAUGAACCCCAGAUCCCUCUACUCAAAGCAAGGGCUGUCACUAUCCACUGGGGCCAUCGCUGAUAUGGCCUGCAGCUCAACCUCCCAGGCUCCCGCCACUCAGCCCACGCUCCAACUACUCCAUAAUUCUCCUCAGGUCAGCUCCCAGUGUGACUAUGCACGGGCCUCCCAGGACACCCCGAGAUUCUCUUCUAACCCAUUCCCAAACCCCACUGUGGGAACCCAAGAGCAUCUCCUCAUGGAUGAUGGGACUCAGACUCUGCCAAUGUGCACAGACAACAACAGCAUCGAUGACAAAGCCCAGUACAGAUUCAACCUCUCCCAGAUUCAGUUACAGAUUGGGAGGGAAAGCAAGGCUCCAGCUAAAGUCCUGGUAGGCUGGGGCAAAGGAACCUGUAACAUUGGCCAGAUGGCCUCUGGGGGCUCCGGGAAGAGUCGAUGGCUACCCUACUUCCUCUCAGGAGAGAGUACUGUAGUUGAAGGUCAAGCGCCUCUUCUGACUAUGGCUCAGGCUCCAGUCCAAGAUCAGAGGCAAGACAAGGGUCCAUGUCUGGCUCAGUCUCCUACCCUAAACAAGACGACUUCUUCGCCGUCAUUGCCUCUUCCAACCUCAAUUCCGGCUUCUGUGGCAGCCAUCAAUGGAUUACCAGCACCUGCUGCAGUUAAACCUUACACCUAUAGUCGCAGCUACCUGACUAAUACCACUGCAGCCACUAAAGACCCGCCUCUUGAUCUCAAGAACGGGGGCAACCAAUUGUCUGUUCUCUCAGAUCCUUCCAAAAAGGACAAAGUAUAUUUUUUCCUUAAGGAGACUCCUCCCACUCCAAUACCUAGUCCAGCAGAAUUUCCACCCAAAAGCCAGGACCAAGAAAUUGCCAAGAUGCAGGUGCCAAUCAAGCAAUCUGAGGACCCUGCAAAGAACUGUCUAGUCCAUGCCUCCAGGCUAGAUACCUUACCACCAGCCUCAGAGCCUCUAGACACUUUCAAGACACAGGAGAAUAGCCACAAGGUUUGCGGCUCUCAGCCAGACAAGCAGCCCCCCAAUGCCUGUAACAACAACAACUGCUCUAAUGUGCCACUGCCAGCCCUUCAACAAGGAGUCUACAACAAGCAGUCCCUACCCCAGACUCCCAGAGGAGUCAUACAGAGUCCCAUUUCUAGUGCCCCGACCUGCCAGCUCCAGGAUGCCGUAGAAGACCAUGUGCUGGUGUUUGAUAUGGCCACAGGCAACACCAGGAUGGGAUUGCUGUGCCAUGAUCCCAUGGGCUCACGAGCAGUGCUUGUAGGUCUCACACCCAGCCACCCAUCAACUCAUGAAAAUGCUCUGUCUGCUUGGUCGUUACCCAGGCCAAUUCUCUCCCCUAACAGUGAUCACCCCAGCCUCUGGUCUACCACAGCUGUGCUGUCUAGCCCUGUACCCUCCAGCCUCUCAUCUGGAAGUUACCGAGAGGUAGCUCUGGUUCCCAAGGAGGCCAGACACAACCUAGAGCCAAGGAAUUCCCCCGGCACCGAAAGCCCUAUCAGGAUGCUUGCCAGACCCAUUGUACCGGGAACACCCAUCCAAUAUAGUGAAAAAAUACCAACCCAAGUUCCUGAUCCUAGCUGGCCCAAAUCUGAUGCUGAAAAGACAGACGCUGACCACACCAUCUGGAAGCUGGACAGUCCCACGCUCCAGCCUAGGAAAUUGCAGUGGAUAAAGCCAGAUCCUGUUUCAACAGCUGAUAUCCAGGUAGUGUCCAGAUCUCCACUCCAGGAGAAAGCAGGCAGCAAUAACCAGCAAGCAGUUCACCCUAGUGGCCCUCAGGCUGAAGGUACUGGACAAGUCUUCCUCACUGGUCAGAGUUUCCUCAAUGGGCAGAACCUCCUCGCUAGACAGCCACCUGUAGCUGAGCAAGGCUCCUUAUCUGGUCAGCUCCCCUCCACCAAGCAGCCCCCGCUUACCUGUACACCUCAUCCCAAUGAACAGACCCCUCUUCCCAGACAACUUUCCCUCUCUAGACAUGUACCCAUCACAAUGAAGCCCACCACUACCAAAGAGCUCCCCUUCACCUCUGGGGAGUGCGUCCAGACCCCUACUCAAGAGAGUGAACCCUUAUGUAAUUCUACACACAUUGGAAUACUUCGAGUACCCCUGGCUCCUGAGGAGGCCUGUAUUUAUGUGAACAGAGAUAAAGUUGGAAAUAAUAGGGCUCAAAGACCCAUUGUACACCAGCCCCAAUCCUGGCAACCUAGCGAUCCCCACAGGGGCCAGCAGGAACAACUUUCUCUGAUCACGUUUACUGGUUGUAAGGAUUUGCCCAUAUCGAUGGUGGGCACUGAGUCCACGAAUGGACAUCAGUUCAAGAUGACCACUGAGGACAUUACACGUGCAUCAGUGGUUGCUCACCUGGGUCUUCUCCGUGGGAACUGCUAUGAGUUAGUAUCUACUAUGGAUACACUACCGGUGCAGUCAGCAGUGCUUUGUAACCGCUCCUCCAGCCCCUACCAGAAAAUGGCGGCCAUCGUGAUUGAUACUGGCACAGGAUUUACUAAAUGUGGACUGGCUCAAGAGAACCAUGUCCUCAGUGUGGUACCCUCGCAAGUCCAGAUGCUGCAACACCCACCCCAGGGCCAGCCCCAAUAUGUGGUACCCGAACACCAAGAGGGCUCCUACUCAGUACUGAACCGAGGAGUAGUCUCUGACUGGGAUGCUCUAGAGGUGCUGUGGCAACACCUGUUCUACUGCAAACUGAGAGUGCAGCCUGAGGAGAUGGCCGUGCUUGUGGCUGACUCCCCCAUCUCACCACGUACCAACAGAGAGAAGGUGGCCGAAAUACUCUUUGAGCGUUUCCACGUGCCAGCUAUGCAGACAGUUCAUCAGGCUCUAUUAACGCUCUAUGCUUAUGGGCGUACCACUGGGCUGGUUGUGGGAAGCGGCCAUGGGACCUCCUAUGUGGCACCCAUCAUCACUGGGGACCUGGCUCCACUUGACACCUACCGGCUGGAUGUGGCUGGUGCUGACCUCACUGAUUACCUGGCUCAGCUUCUCAUGUCAGGUUGCCACUCGCCACCCAAGGGAGGGAUUGUCAGACAGAUUAAAGAGGCCUGCUGUUAUGUGGCUAUGGAUACAGCAACUGAGAUGGCCCGAAACCAGUCCCAGGUUCAGGUGGACUUUGUGCUCCCAGAUAAGCAUGUUAUCACACUGGGCUCUGAGCGCUUCUGCUGCCCCGAGGCUCUCUUUCAACCCAAUCUGCUAGGUCUCAACCAGCUAGGCCUUCCACAGCUGGCCCUGCUAAGCAUCAGCCGGCUGGAAGUCAAGCAGCAGGAGCAGUUGCUGGCCAAUGUGGUGCUGGAAGGUGGCAGCACCCUGAUAAAUGGUUUCCCUGAGCGUCUGAGACAGGAGCUGGGUCCUGGUGCCACUGUGUUGGGCUCUCCCCACCGUGCAGUUGCUGCCUGGCUUGGGGGUUCCAUUAUGGCAUGCCGGGACUCCUUCCAAAGCCUGUGGCUCAGUCGCAGGGAAUAUGAAGAGGAAGGCCCAUGGGCUAUCUACAAAUAUCAGCUGUGAGCACAUAAACUUCUGGUUCUGCUUGCUUUAAGUACUGUUGCAUGGUUUAGGUGGAGGGUGGUAUGGAAAAUGUAAGACUCCAGACACGGGUCAAUGAGGGGGAUCCUGGUUCUCCCAAGGCAUACCUAACCUCAACACUCAAGAACCUCAUAGGCCCUGGCAAUUUGCCUUUUCCAGAGACCCCCAGAACCCCUUGGUUGUCAUUGUCUCCAAUCUGGUUUGACCUUUACUGCACCCCAAGGGCAACCACAAAAAAUGGCUGCUGUGGGGUUUUGCCCUGUUGCCCUGACGACAAGUGCAAUUACCCUUGAUUGCCAGCUUGUUGCCAUGGUAAUUUCAAACAUAAUGUAAUA